AUGAAAAAUGAUACGUCUAUUCGUAAUAUCAAAUCGUGUACAGAAGACACUUCUUUCAACGAGGAAGAAAACAAUGCUGUUAACAGUGGCACAUUCCUCACCGAGGCAUGCAGGCGCGGGGCCGGGCGAGAGGCGAGUCCCCCCUCGGCGGAGCGUUUUCCUCGGCGCCGCAACAACACGGGCCGAGGAAGGUUUCACAAGCGCCCGAGAACAUCACUGAGUUCUGCUAAGAGGAAGGCUCGGUCGAGGGCUGAAAAAUUGUCUUGUAAGAAAAUGGAAGGGUCAGCUGCAGUGACUCAGAUGGGGUCAGAGGAUGCAGAAGGUAAAGGUUUCUCCGCCCAUACAAUAUUUAGCACAUAUCGGCCGCCUCUCUUCAGAAGGCCUCCAAAGAAGCUGAGUCUCUUACAGCUACAGAGAAAGAGAGAAAUCCAGGAUGUAACCUGGCAGAGUUUUACAAGACAAAACCAAAUGACAAAGUCUUUGGUAUAUCGACUAGGUAUUACAAAGCAAUUAGAAGGCCAUAGAGGCUGUGUUAACUGCAUUGAAUUUAAUACAGAAGGAAGGUAA
This is a messenger RNA of Penaeus indicus, 567 nucleotides long. RefSeq lists its product as uncharacterized. NCBI's taxonomy places the organism in Eukaryota, Metazoa, Arthropoda, Malacostraca, Decapoda, Penaeidae. The transcript has 5 exons. The record is from RefSeq and is a predicted model, not a curated record. The coding region runs from base 1 to 567 and encodes 188 amino acids.